AUGAUAGAGGAAUCUAAUAUUUGGUAUCAGUAUUGGAUUGAUAAAAAUUUGACUGACUCCCAGUGUGAUGAAAUUUCGUUUGUUGAUUUAUUGGCUCAUUGCGAAUAUUAUCCUGCUAUUUUUCAAAUACUUAAUAUUUUUAUAUCACUGCCUCCGGCAACGUGCACAAUAGAAAGAUCGUUCAGUACAUUAAGACGAGUAAAAACGUGGCUUCGCUCGACUACAGGAGAAGAUCGUUUAAAUGGGUUGUGUAUGAUGAGCCUUCAUCGUGAAAGAGUUAACGCAAACAAGGAUAAUUUCAUUCAGGAUGUCAUUAAUAUGUUUGGAAUAAAACGAAGAAAUUUGCAGUUCUUAUUUACUGAUACCGAAUAA
Molecule: messenger RNA, 372 nt
Organism: Macrosiphum euphorbiae (potato aphid)
Lineage: Eukaryota; Metazoa; Arthropoda; Insecta; Hemiptera; Aphididae
Source: the annotation of a GenBank genome assembly